GGGCGGGAUCCGCUGUCUUGUUACCGGAGAUCUGGCAGGUUGCGUGUCCAUCCGCCAUUGGUCCUCAUUCAUCCGAAUGAGCGAAGCAGUGGCCGGCUCCAACAGAUGAGCAGCGGUGAAUGGCAAGCCAAACCGGUGCUGCUGCUGCUGCUGCUGACACACAUCGCCUUGAUCAUCUGCUGCGGAGUUGGGAGUCAGUCGAAGGACGUCAGCAUGACAGUCAAACGGACCCAUCAGAUGACGGGUUUUGUUGCCCCUGUGGGAGGGGCGGAGAGGAGGCGGCGAGCGAAGCAUGGCGGCCUCACGGUGCUGCGGAGCCAGGUAAGCAGAAAAACAAACAAGACAGACGAAAAGAUGCACAUAAUCCAAUCCUUUCCUAUGUGUGUUUCCUUCCUUUCAGGCAACUGUGCGGCGUCUGAAGGACAGCCAGGCCACCGCUGCCCCCCACCACACACCCUCCCCGCCCUCCCCGCCCUCCCCCGCACCACCACGAUACCAUCACCCAGUCAACGACACAUCCACGACCAGCAUCAGACAAGACCCCGUCCCACCGCCUAUUCCCCCUCCCUCCCCCUCCGCCCCUCUCUCCAGCACCGAGCUUGAGGAGCUUUCGCAGAAGGUCGAGGCGGCCCUCAACGAGAAGUACACCAUCAUGAUACCUGGGCCGGGUGCCGGUGGGCCGCCUGCGAGGCCGCUGGCGAUGAACCUGGAUCUGUGGCACUGGCGGGCUGACGCGCUGAUCAAGGAGCGGCGGAAGGACAAAGUUACCUUGGGGGUGAGGAUACUGCGGCACUGCAUCAGCCGGGACCCGCUGGAUCCUCGCGCGUGGCUAAUUCUCGCCAACUAUGAGAUCACUGCGGUCGGUGAGGCAGACCGACAGCAGCCACACAUGGAUGUAUUGCGUUGCGUUGUGUUGCGUUGUGUUGUGUGCAGAAGAAUAUCACGGGUGCUCGUUGGCUGCUGGACGAGGGCGUCCGGAACUGCCGCAGGAGUGUCGACGUGCACGUGGCAGCCGGACGAUUCGCACAGAGGGUAUGGCACGAUGCACGGAACGCUCUUGUCGCCCGUGCCGACCGAUGCUGGCAUCUGUGUGUGUGUGUGUGUGUAGUUUGACAAGGAUUACCGCAAGGCGGUGGAUCUGUUCAAACGGGCCAGCGAGAUCGACCCGAAAGCGUAAGUGACAAUUAAAGACAGCGAGAGAGCGAGCAACAGCUGGACGGGUGUGCUGCAUGGCAUGUCGUGUGGUAUACAUACCAGCACCUUGCCGGUGUUGGAGUUGGCCAACCUCCAAUUCAACCUCCGAAACUACGACAGCGCAAGGUGUGUGAUAUCCCCACACAUAUGACCUGACCCAUCUCCGCUCGCAGCCUCACCUCGCCUCAACCCACCUCUGCUCUCUUGUGUGUUGGUGGCGUGGCGUGGCGUGUCAGGCGUGUGUUGUUGGGUGCGUUGCAGCUCGAUGCGCGUCACGGUCGUGCGUAUGAGAUGCUGGGGCGGCUGGAGAGGGAGAGGGGGCAGCCGGCAGAGGCCGUCCGGUGGUUCACAGAGGGCACACGAGUCGACUCGGACAACAUCGCACUCUGGCAGGGCCUCGCUCUGGCCCACGAGGCACUCGGGCACGUCGAUGAGGCGAGGGACGUCAUGCGCCAGGCCACAAGCAUGCCCUCAUUCAGCAAUAACUCAUGGCUUUACCAGGUGAGGUGGGCCAGGCAGGGCAGGCCAGCCGGGCGGGACACACCGAACGAGAGGGUGACCAUGAAGAUUAGUGCUGUUGUGGUCUUGUGGCUACUUAACUGCACUUACACAGACAUGGGGGUCUCUUGAGAGCCGUCACGGCGACCCUGUUCGAGCAGAGCAGCUGUUCGACAGGGCGCUCAAGCUCGACCCCACACGAGGGGCUGCGUGGCAUGUAGGCAUUGCACCAAGGCAACAUGGAGGACGCCUCGACAGCAACCAACCAACCCAUGUGUCUGUCUGUGUCUGUGUCUGUGUCGAUCGAUAGUCGUGGGCCAAGUUGUGUGAGCAGCUGGGUGAGUACGGCCGUGCCCGUAUGCUGUACUCCCAUGGUGUAGAGGCCAUCCCGGCCAACCAGCUGCUGUGGCUGUCGUGGGGGGAGCUGGAGGCCUCACUCGGGGACAACGACAAGGCACGAUCCCUCUACUCGUCAGCCCUCUCACGCAACCCCCGUGGACCCAAGUCAGCCCAGCUCUGGUGCAGCCUCGGCAAGCUUGAGGGGGCCGUGGUACGCACGCCUCCCUGUCUGUCUUAUGCGCCUCCCCCCUCUCCCGCGCUCACACAUGAAGGCGUUCUCUCUCUCUCUCUCUCUGUGUGUGUGUGUGUGUUGUUGACUGGAUGGAUGGAUGGAUGGCAGGGCAACGCGACGCGAGCGCGUGAGUGUUUCGCGACAUCCCGUCAGGUGGCCUACCGUGCUGUGGACCAGGCGCUGUGCACCCUGGCGUGGGCGCAGUUCGAGGCGGCCAUGCGCAACCCACCAAAGGCACGGCAGCUGUUCGAGGAGGCACUCACCGCGCAACGAUCACUCAAAAGCAUAUGGGAAAGGUCAUCCACCGAGAGAGAGAGGGAGAGAAGCAUAUGACCCACACACACAUCUGUCUGUCUGUCUGACGGCAUGCCCGGUCCCUCACCCUUCCCGUGUGUUCAGUUACGCGUUGUUUGAGGAGCUGUUGGGCAACGUGGGUCGUGCCAUCGAGCUUCGUCAGCGGGCCACCUCAGCCCUCCGUCGCGACGCCGACUCGCCAGCCAACUCCCUCGCCCUGCAGUGGCUCAAGACGCGAGGAGACACCACAGUCGUCGACCCCCAGCAGGAGCCCAUCGGGACUCUCCUCGACCAGGCCGGCGAUUUUUUCAGGAAGCUCCUCACCCCGCCGUCCGCCAAACCGGGCGGGGCGAGCGGCACGACCGUCAACCUCAUGGCUGGCGAAAUGGGCCCACAGCAGCAGCAGCACCAGCAACAGCCGUUUUACCCCGCUGUCCCGCUCUCCCCGCCUCAGCAGGUGGUGCGGCAGCGGGCGAGGCAAAGGCGUGCGAGGCGGGCGAGCCGGGAGGUGCGCAUGAUGGCCGAGUACGUCCGCACACGGAGCCAGCAACAGACACCAACGGCACAAGAGAAGAACACCCAAAGCUGCAGCAACGAGGUGGUGGUGGUUGACUACAGAGGGGGGUUGGGGUCGGGGUCGGGGGUGGAGAGGAGACCCCAGCGGCAGCAGACGGGUGGCCGUGUGAGUGCGAAUGGUGCGGUGUUGGUGCGUGAGGGGGCGGGGGCGCCUUCGUCGAAGAAGACAGAGACACACAGGCAGGAGGAGGUGGCAGAUGGGGCCUAGGGGGUGACCCAACGAUCUGUGCAUACACAAUGUGCAGAGACGAGGGAGGCACAGCAAGGGGUGUGGUGGUUGGCUGGUUUCUCGAGUGUGUUGGGAUGGACAGGACAGCAGCAUAGGAGGAAGGAAGGAACCACAGGAAGGGAAGGCCCUAUGUGUAUGUGUGUCAUAUAUGAACACGCACGUGUGCACCGCACAUUGCGAGUGGGUCGUGGGGAUCCUCGUUAAACGAAAACGUCC
This is a messenger RNA of Vitrella brassicaformis, 3578 nucleotides long. Lineage: Eukaryota; Vitrellaceae. The record is from the annotation of a GenBank genome assembly.